Molecule: messenger RNA, 1119 nt
Organism: Otolemur garnettii (small-eared galago)
Lineage: Eukaryota; Metazoa; Chordata; Mammalia; Primates; Galagidae
Product: male-specific lethal 3 homolog
Exons: 2
Coding region: 1-1119 (372 amino acids)
Biological process (GO): chromatin organization; regulation of DNA-templated transcription
Cellular component (GO): NuA4 histone acetyltransferase complex; MSL complex; nucleus
Source: RefSeq, a predicted model, not a curated record
AUGAAAUUGAGAAAGCUGGAGGAGCAACCCACGCUGCAAACAGAAAGGAAAAUGGAAAGAACAAUAACUAUAGAAAUCCCUGAAGUUCUGAAGAAGCAGCUUGAGAAUGAUUAUUGCUAUAUUAACAGGAGGAAACGGUUAGUGAAACUUCCUUGCCAGACCAACAUCAUAAGGAUUUUGGAAUCCUACGUGAAAGAUUUUGCUAUCAAUGCAGCCUUUUCGGUCAAUGAGAGGCCUCGUCACCACCAUAUUGUGCCGCAGGCCAACACAAAUGUGCGUUAUAUCCCAGCAGAAAAGAAUGUUGACCUUUGUAAGGAGAUGAUGGACGGACUAAGAAUAAUCUUUGAUUACACUCUCCCAUUGAUUUUGCUCUAUCCAUAUGAACAAACUCAGUAUAAAAAGGUGACAUCGUCUAAAUGUUUUUUUCCAAUUAAGGAAAGUACCACAAAAACUACCAAGAGCCAGGAAAAGUUGUCCCCUAGUUCACCUCUGUUAAAUCCAUCCACGCUGCAGUCCACAGAGAGUCCGCAGACCACAGGUGAGCCGGCAACUCCCAGAAGUCGCAAAGCUGAGCCGGAAGCAUUGCAGUCUCUGAGGCGGUCCACGCGCCACACUGCCAACUGUGACAAGCUAUCUGAGAGAAGCGCCUUGCCUCAGCCCAUGCGUAGGCAGCAGGACACGUCUGCCGGUAUGCCUACGUUAUUCCUGCACCUGGAAAAGAAGACAUCAGUGCAUAGCAGAUCAUCUUCACCUAUUCCUCCUCUGUCUCCCAGCAAGGAAGGGAAUGCAGUGUUUGCUGGCUUUGAAAGGAUAAGAACUACUGAAAUAAAUGAAGUCCUUUCCUGGAGGCUUGUGCCUGAUAAUUAUCCUCCAGGUGACCAGCCACCUCCGCCAUCUUAUAUUUAUGGGGCACAACACUUGCUGAGAUUGUUUGUAAAACUUCCAGAAAUCCUUGGAAAGAUGUCCUUCUCUGAGAAGAAUUUGAGGGCUUUACUGAAGCACUUUGAUCUCUUUCUGACGUUUUUAGCAAAAUACCAUGAUGACUUCUUUCCAGAGUCAGCUUAUGUUGCUGCUUGUGAAGCACAUCACAGCACCAAGAACCCUCGGGCAAUUUAUUAA